Molecule: messenger RNA, 2656 nt
Organism: Diospyros lotus (date-plum)
Lineage: Eukaryota; Viridiplantae; Streptophyta; Magnoliopsida; Ericales; Ebenaceae
Exons: 5
Coding region: 190-2334 (714 amino acids)
Molecular function (GO): metal ion binding; phosphatidylinositol binding
Source: RefSeq, a predicted model, not a curated record
ACGAUAUUUCAGAACACUUCCGAGACGAUAAUUUCACAGAAGGCAAAACUAUUUCGCUAAUACGCUUCCGGGAAAUCUGGGGGCGCUUCUUCUUCUCUUCUCCUUUUCGUCGAAGAGAACGACAUAAACCUGAAUAAUCAUCUGCCGAUCGUUUGGUUGCUGGGCUGAGCGGUUCUUCCAGUUCAAUCGAUGGAGGCCAAGCAGCGUGACCUACAAAUUCAAGCCCCAGGCGAGUCGGAGUCUCCUCCUCUGGAGGAAGCUACGGUUUCGACUUUUUCAACCCGCAGAGAAUCUUCCGGUCGCUGUUCCAAUUCUCAGACGGACUCAGAGGAAUUUUACCAACACAAAGAUCAAAGUGAUUUGUCAGACAAAUUUUGUGACUUGAACCUGCAAUUUGCUAAACCAGAAGAAUGUGAUGCUGAGUUACCUCCAAUUAGGACAGAGGAGAACAAAGAGAACAUGAGUUUUCUGGGGCCAGAAAGUUUUAUGGAGCAAGGGAGUAAACAUGAAGUAUGGGGUGUUGACUUACCUCAACAAGAAAGGAAGGACAAUUACCAAAGGCAUUUCUUGUGCCAAGAAAUGUCUGAACUUGAAGAAGGUGGCAUUGAAUUACCUAGUGUGAGGGAGAAGAAUGAUGAGCAGAGGACUUUACUGAGCCAGCAAAUAGCUACAUGCUCAAAAUAUACUGCAGUUCCUGAACACAAAAAUGGUGGUGGUGAUCAGAAGACUCAAUUUAUCAGCCAAGUAGUGGAUAAAAGUAAUACUGGAGAAAAUGAUAUUGAACUAAAACAAGAAUCAGUGCAAGUGAACACAGAGAGUAGUGGUUUCGUCAUGAACCAACAAAUAGCUAAACAAGAAGCAUUCAGUACCAGCAUAGCACAAUGCAACAGGCAUGAGGGUGGUGAGAAGGGAGAAUCAAAUGGAAGCCAAAAAAAACUUGGAAAAUACUUCUAUUAUGACUUGCCACUUUCUGAAGAAACUGGGGUUUGGAUACCAGUUUCUGUUCCACCUCUGUCAGAGUGUGACCAUGAAGAGUGGGCCAAAGGUUUAAAUCCAAAUGGGGGAUACUUCCCUGAAGUAGACAUGGGUUGGAGUCAAUAUACUGAGGAAGAUAAAGAGUUAACCAUGUGGGAUGUCGUAUCUGAAAUGUUACUAGUAGCUCGGGGAAAAAUGAGAACUUUUGCUUCAGGUGAUAUUAGUAAAAUUUCAUGGAUGUCAAGCCACCUAGUUGAGCAGGCUUGGAAAGAGAUGGCUCAAACUCUAACGGAGGCCAAUUUUAGUCACACACUGGAUAUUCUUGAAGCAGAUCCACCAAAAUGGCUGCCUGAUAGUGCUUCUUCCCAUUGUAUGCUUUGUAGUGUCCGUUUUCACCCUAUUAUGUGCACCCGCCAUCACUGCCGUUUUUGUGGGGGAAUAUAUUGUGGUGAUUGUACUAGAGGAAGGAGUUUAUUGCCAGUAAAGUUUCAUGUUGGGGAUCCUCAACGCGUUUGUGAUGUGUGUUAUGUGCGUCUUGAAUCUGUGCAGCCAUAUUUAAUGGAUCAAGUAAGUCAUGCUGCACAGUUACCAACCCAUGAUGUUACAGACCUCAGCACUUUGAGAUCAUGGUUGAAUUUUCCAUGGGGACAGUCCAUGGAAUAUGAGAUCUAUAAAGCGACAAACACUAUUCGGGGCUAUGUCGAAAAGGUCAGUUCUCUGGGGCCUGAGAAGGCAAUUCCAGAUUCUAUUCUAUGGCAGGCAAAGGGCCUUGCAAUACUUACUGUCAUAAAAGUUGGCACAAUGGUCACCUACAAUACUGGAACAGGAGUGGUUAUUGCUCGUAGGCAAGAUGGUUCGUGGUCUCCACCCUCUGCCAUUUCUUCAUUCGGUGUUGGUUGGGGAGCACAGGUUGGUGGAGAGUUGAUUGACUUUAUUGUCGUUCUGAGGACAAAUGAUGCUAUUGAAACCUUUUGCAGUGAUGUCCACUUCGCAUUUGGAGCUGGUUUGAGUGCCGCUGUUGGCAUUUUUGGACGAGCAGCUGGAGUUGAGAUGCGAGCUGGGGAUGGUGGUUAUGCUGCUACUUAUACAUACAGCUGCAGUAAAGGUGCAUUUGUCGGAUGUUCACUAGAAGGGAGCGUCAUCACCACACGCACGGGAGAGAAUUCCCGAUUCUAUGGCAGCCAAACAAUAAGUGCAUCGGAUAUUAUUCUUGGCUCAUUACCCCGGCCACCUGCGGCUGCCAUUCUCUAUCGCGCGCUUGGGGAUCUAUAUCAGAAACUCGAAAACGUAUGUAAAACCGAAUCAUCCUGCAAUCAAUUUUCAGAAAGUGGGAUUGGAAAACAUGGUGUACGUGAAUGAACUGGCUGGCGCACAAGCCCCCUCUCAAAGUUCAUUUACUGCUAUUCUUUCCUGUCUGUGCAUUGCAUGGCUGGUGUUCAACCAUUUGUAGAGAGUACGACUGUUUAGAAAAAUUGUUUUCCGUGAAGCUUGUAGUAAAGUUGUAACUACUAGUGUAAUUAUAAUCUGUAAUGUGAAUAAUCUAAAGGUCAAAAUGGGUGAAGACAACGAUCCUUUGCAUUUAAUUCUUGUUACCGAACAUCUUGAAAUCCCCACACUUGUAAAUUCAUUUGGUUGGAAAUUUCAUGGCUACUCAAUCAAAUGGUAUUUAUCGAGUUGGAAA